Molecule: messenger RNA, 2640 nt
Organism: Coprinopsis cinerea okayama7#130
Lineage: Eukaryota; Fungi; Basidiomycota; Agaricomycetes; Agaricales; Psathyrellaceae
Product: EXS family protein/ERD1/XPR1/SYG1 family protein
Exons: 18
Coding region: 1-2640 (879 amino acids)
Biological process (GO): cellular response to phosphate starvation; phosphate ion transport
Cellular component (GO): plasma membrane; cytoplasm; Golgi apparatus
Molecular function (GO): inositol hexakisphosphate binding
Source: RefSeq, a predicted model, not a curated record
AUGAAAUUUGCACAAUAUCUAAAAGAUACCCAGACCCCUGAAUGGAAGAAAGCCUACAUCGACUAUCGCGGGCUGAAGAAAAAAAUCACCGCCAUCCGACGCGCACAACAGGGCCAGCAGUUCAACAUCGACACCGAGUCGCCAGAUGAGGCUGGAAGCCAGACUCCCGACGCCCCGCCAGCAACUCCUCGCCCUUCCUUCAGUUCGUCGGUGCCCACGGAGGGUGUACAUGUAACCCCCAGACCACCGACAAGGGAGAGAUCUGAAUCGACAGCGGUUCAGUCGCGCCCUGUAACGCCUCGGAACAAGAAAGGACUGACUAUUUCGACGAGCGGGAUUCACCACAACGAAUCGGCCAUCGCGGACAGUCCGUCUUUCACCAGGAGAAACACUGCAAAAACCGAUGAGAUCGCUCAUAGCACUGGAGUAGAUGGGCAUACAAUGCCUGAGCUCCCUCGGCGUCCUUCGUUGUUCUCGCGUGGUUCUUUUUCGGUGGCGAGGAGUAUCUCUAGUCGUGGCGGUAUAGCUGGACUAUACAACAAUGAUAACGUCCGGCCUCUCAAACCGAUGCCAAUACACGAGCUUAUGACCCACCUCUCACCGCCAGAGGUUGCAUUUUUCAUUUUACUGGACGCACAGCUGGACAAGGUCGAAGAUUUCUACACGAGCCAAGAGAAAGAGGCACUGGAGAGGGGACGUAUGCUACAGGAGCAACUGGCGGAAUUGAAGGAGCAUAGACGGCUAUUCCUGGCCGCCCGUGCCAAGGUGCCUUGGGCUGCUGCUCUCGCUGCAGCGUUCCGGCCGAACAGGAAGCAACUCAAAGUUACGAGGACCAUGAGUUUACAAGAUGAUAAUAAUAGGCCACCCAAGCGGUCGUCUAAAUCGGUUAUUGACCGACUGUGGACGUCCCUCAAGUCGCUUCAGCAGUCAACAAACACAAGCCUUCGCCGGGAACCUUCCCAGAUCUCCAGUCCCUGCGAUAUCCAUGAUGCUGAAGAGAAGUUCGAUCCUACGCGCCUCUCACCCCCGGUCGGCAAUCAAGACAAAGUUUCAGAGAGUGGGAUUCGCUUCGCCGACACUAGGAGUACAGCCUCUGGUGCUUCUCCGCCCCGUUCACCGCUAUCGCCGUCGUUUGGACCUGGUGCUGACAACUAUCUCUACGCGAAGCGAAAGCUGAAGAAGGCUGUCAUGGAGCAUUACAGGCAUCUGGAACUGUUGCACAACUAUCGCGUUCUCAACCUCACCGGCUUCCGAAAGGCGCUGAAGAAGUUUGAGAAAGUUACCAGGAUCCCGGCUCAGGACCAGUAUAUGGCGGAGAAGGUGGAAAAGAGCGGGUUUGCUUCCGAUAAGACUUUGAAGCAGCUGAUGAAGGAGACGGAGGACAUGUUCUCCAUUUCCUUUUUCCAUGGAAAUAAGAAAAAGGCUAUGAAGCGCCUACGAGGUGGUACUCGCGUCAAGAGUCACCAUUUCAGCACCUAUCGGUCUGGGUUCUUGAUGGGACUGGCUAUCCCGGCUGUCGUCUCUGGCUUAUUCCAUGCCUUCCAAGAAGAAACGAUGGAAGCUAUGCCAGGUUGGGAAGCACUCAUGAUGGUCUACGCGAUUUUGUUGGUUCCUACGCUGUUCGCUACCGUCGUUGGUCUCAAUCUCUUGGUGUGGGCACGGUCCAGGAUCAACUACGUCUUUAUCUUUGAGCUCAAUGUCGCCACUUGUCUUGAUUACCGGGAAUACUUCGAGAUUCCGACCAUACUUCUGUCCCUGUUGGCGUACGCUUUCUGGCUAUCAUUCACGAUGGUUGGAUAUCCAACAAUCUCACCGAGUUUAUGGCCUCUGGUCUGGUUGGGUGCUGUUGCGCUAGUGAUGUGGAAUCCCCUUCCCAUCUUCUUCCGUCCCUCACGCUACUGGUUGACACGAAUGGUCGGACGGCUCUUCCUUUCUGGUACAAGGCGCGUCGAGUUCACAGACUUCUGGCUCGGCGAUCAAUUCUGCAGUUUGGUGUUUACACUUUCGAACAUGUACUUCUUCGGAUGUGUCUAUGCGGAUGGCUUUACCUCAGAAUGGAAGAAGUGUAGUUUGGAGUCGAAAUAUUGGCCGGUUGCCUACAUUCUGGGAACCCUUCCGUUUAUUAUCCGUUUGGUGCAGAGUAUCAAGCGUUACUUUGAUUCUGGGCUUGCGACGCACUUGAUAAACGCUGGUAAAUACGGCUCGGGCAUCUUGAUGUUCCUGUUCUAUAAUCUGUGGAGACACCAUGUAUCGUACGCGAUCUAUUCUCUCACUUGGGACUUCCUGAUGGAUUGGUCCGUGCUGCGACUCCGCUCGCCCCACGUUCUCCUUCGCCCGGAUCUUGUCUACUCUAAUCACGUUUCUUUAUAUUAUCUCGCUAUAUUAUCCAAUAUCUUAUUACGGUUUACAUGGGUCAUCUACCUGCCCUCGGAGGGCCCUGAUAUGUUCCUCAGGACGUUCAUUGUGGCCAUUCUCGAGAUGCUCAGGAGAUGCCAGUGGAACUUUUAUCGAUUGGAGAACGAACACCUCGGUAACAUGGAUCAGUACCGUGUCACGAGGGAAGUUCCUCUCCCGUACCUCUUCGAUGACCCUCACCAAGACGACCGCGAUGAGGAUGACGAUGAAGAUGCCAAGAACUGA